This is a messenger RNA of Arabidopsis thaliana (thale cress), 1834 nucleotides long. It is a transcript of the gene ATCTH, whose product is annotated as Zinc finger C-x8-C-x5-C-x3-H type family protein. The record is from RefSeq and is marked reviewed. Bases 395 to 1342 code for a protein of 315 amino acids. Lineage: Eukaryota; Viridiplantae; Streptophyta; Magnoliopsida; Brassicales; Brassicaceae. Gene Ontology annotation, biological process: regulation of DNA-templated transcription. The transcript is spliced from 2 exons. Gene Ontology annotation, molecular function: metal ion binding.
AUUUUAUGGAUAAAGAAAAAAUAUUUUUAUUUUGUUUUAUUAUUCUCUUUUAAAGUUAAAGACUUUAGGAAAAAAACAAAAGAAAAAAAGUAAAUGGAGAGAAAAAAGCUUUUAAAACUUUAAAAAUUAAUAAAGUUUUAAAAAAAAAAAAAAAAAAAAAAAGACGAACAUGAAGGGGAAAAAAACAAAAGACGAACAAAAAUUGGAGAUUUUUUCUUACACGUGUCAUCAUCUGCAGAUUUGCGCUUAUUAAUUGUUUACCGUACGGUAUUGUGGAUAGGGUCAAGAUUUUCAUAACUUUACCGUAGUUAAUAUUUGACCCAACCAUGGUUAAAAUAAAGCAGUUUAUAUCACAGACACACACCUCUCUCUCUUCUAGACUCACUAAACAAAAAUGAUGAUCGGCGAAAAUAAAAACCGGCCACAUCCAACGAUCCAUAUCCCUCAAUGGGAUCAAAUCAACGAUCCAACGGCCACAAUCUCUUCACCAUUCUCUUCCGUCAACCUUAACAGCGUUAACGACUACCCACACUCUCCGUCACCGUAUCUCGACUCCUUCGCUUCUCUCUUCCGUUACCUCCCGUCAAACGAGUUAACAAACGAUUCAGACUCAUCAAGUGGCGACGAGUCAUCACCACUCACCGACUCAUUCUCCUCCGACGAGUUUCGCAUCUACGAGUUCAAAAUCCGGCGAUGCGCUCGAGGUCGAUCUCAUGAUUGGACGGAGUGUCCGUUCGCACAUCCCGGAGAAAAAGCUCGACGACGUGAUCCGAGAAAGUUUCAUUACUCCGGCACCGCUUGUCCUGAGUUUCGUAAAGGAAGUUGUAGAAGAGGUGAUUCGUGUGAGUUCUCUCAUGGAGUUUUCGAGUGUUGGCUCCAUCCUUCUCGUUACCGUACUCAGCCGUGUAAAGACGGAACUAGCUGCCGGAGAAGAAUCUGUUUCUUCGCUCAUACGACGGAGCAGUUACGUGUAUUACCUUGUUCGUUAGAUCCAGAUCUUGGAUUCUUCUCAGGAUUAGCUACUUCUCCGACUUCGAUUCUUGUUUCUCCUUCGUUUUCACCACCGUCGGAAUCUCCGCCGCUUUCUCCGAGUACCGGUGAACUUAUUGCGUCGAUGAGGAAAAUGCAAUUGAACGGAGGUGGUUGUUCGUGGAGUUCUCCGAUGAGAUCUGCAGUUAGGUUACCUUUUUCGUCGUCUCUGCGUCCGAUUCAGGCGGCAACGUGGCCGAGGAUAAGAGAGUUUGAGAUCGAAGAAGCUCCGGCGAUGGAAUUUGUGGAAUCUGGGAAAGAGCUGAGAGCGGAGAUGUAUGCAAGACUCAGUAGAGAGAACUCACUCGGUUGAGUCGACUUGGAUCGAGUCUUUGAUGACGUGGCGACUCGAUCUGAUUUUGUGAAUAUUUUAGAGAUUUUUAAGGUGUUGUGGAUAAAUGACGUGGCGGGUCGAUCUUAGUGACGGUACAAUCGGACGAUGAAGAAAAAAGCGUUAAGAGUAACAAAAAAAGGAAGAAUUUGUAAAGAGAUGAUAAUGAGAGAAUUUGAGAGCUAUUCUUCUGGCUUUUUUCUCUGCAGUUUUUUUUAUUGUUUUCGUUAUUUUCUUGUUUUUAUUUUGGUUUUCGGCUUUAUUUUGUUUGUUGUUUAUUAAUGUUAUAUCAUUUUGUAAUUAGUUCUCAAAUGUAUUUGGAUAACAUCUUAGUUUGAGACUUUAGAAAAGAACAUUUCAUUUGUUGUUUCCUUCUUAUCGAUUUCGUUGUUAUAAUAGUAAGAGGAUAUAAAUAUUUUUUGUUGGCCUGUUCUUUUUCCAAACGCUGCGAUCAUAUCCAGCGACCAAAAAAAC